Messenger RNA from Cryptomeria japonica (Japanese cedar), 918 nucleotides. RefSeq lists its product as uncharacterized. Bases 1 to 918 code for a protein of 305 amino acids. The transcript is spliced from 2 exons. The record is from RefSeq and is a predicted model, not a curated record. NCBI's taxonomy places the organism in Eukaryota, Viridiplantae, Streptophyta, Pinopsida, Cupressales, Cupressaceae.
AUGGAUAGGAAUGAAUACACCUGUAAAGCACCUAUGUUUGAUGGCACUAACUAUGCCUUUUGGAGCAAAAGAAUGGAAACUUACUUAUCCUCUUUAGGCUUUGAUGUCUGGAUGUCAGUGAAGAAUGGUUAUACUGUUCCUCAGGUUCCUCCUACCAACCUUGAUGUUAAAAGGGAACAUGAGAACAAUGCCAAAGCUAAGAAUACCAUCUUAAGUGAUAUGUCUGAUACAGAGUUUGUCAAAGUCAUGCAAUACACAUCAAUAAAGGAAACAUGGGAUAAGCUACAAAGUAUAUAUGAAGGAGAUGCCAAAGUGAAAGAAGCCAAACUGCAAAAUUUUAGAGCUCAGUUUGAAAAUAUGAAAAUGAAGGAUGAGGAGAAGAUAGCUAACUAUCCACAAAGAGUGGAUGAUAUUGUAAGUGCUAUAAUAGGACUUGAAGAGGUAUUCAAAGAUGAAGUUACUAUCAAGAAAGUUUUGAGAUCAUUAACCACAAGGUAUGACACAAAGGUAUCUGCUAUUGAAGAAGACAAAGAAUUAAAGACACUCUCAUUGGAUGAAUUGUUUGGCUCCCUAUCAACUUAUGAGAUGAGAACAAUUAGUGGUGAAUCGUCAAAGAGAGAGGUUGCAUUCAACAUAACCAAGAAAGGAAAAGAAGAAGAUGCUCAUGAAGAAGAAGACAACUUUGAUGUUGCUGUAGAAAUUUUUGUAAGGAAGCUCAAGAAAGGAUCAGGAAAAUACAAAGAAGAGGAAGUUGAAGCUGAGGUAGAUUUUGAAGGUGAACUUGUAAGUGCACUUGAAGAACUUUGGAAAGUGAGGAAAGAGUACAAAAUGGUUAAGUAUGCUGUUGCUAAAGAACAAGACAUAUUGAACAAAUGUCUUGAGGAGUUUGAGAAAAAAAUUUUAGAUCUGAGGACAUAG